GAGGUUUCCUUUCACUUUUCAUCAUAAGUUUUGGCUUGAAGUCAACGUAGCUGUAAAUGCUGGCUCGCAGCUCCUUUCUCGUCUUUAAACGCCUCCAACUUCCUACAGAAAAUGGAGGAAAUGUGUGCAGCCGUUGCUUUGUGUUUUCACCUAUGUUUGGAUGCAGCUAGCUAACUCGGCUAGCUUCAGUCGAAUUACUCCUGCAGAACUUUGUGAAAUGUUGUAUUUUACUCUGUAGCAUUGCAUUAUGGUGCGUGCUAUCGUGUUAUAUUUUCUUACGUUUUGUGUGGGUAACAUCGAUCCCCGUGAUGCCGAACGUUCUACCCUUCACUGAGGAACACUCAAACCCUGCCAUGCUCUUGUCUCCUGAUAUGUAAAUAAUUUGUGUGGUUGGUAAAGCAUGAGAGCAGCAUCUUCUCCACACAGCAAAGUGCUUUACAGAAGAAUACCUGGAAGGAAGUGUUAGGAUAACAAGAAAAGGAAACAUCGAAACUUUUGGUGGCCACAGGUGAGGAGAGCGCAGGAGUGAGGAGAGGAGGAGUUGGGGAUGGGGUUGAAGAGCCAAAAGAGGACGUCAUGGUUCACAGCGGCUCUGCAUCCCCAAUGAAAACAACGCCAUCAGCAUCACCCCAUCUAACCAUUCCUACUACAGCACCUCCUCUGCAAGCGGCUCCCAUAGCGCCCCCUCCCAGAGACAUUACAGACCAGGAUCUCACCCAAACCCCAGCCAAACUCCUCACCACAGACCUUACCUCUAACUCAGACUUGACCCAGCCCUCUUCCCUGACUUCUGCUGAUGCUGUUGUAACCCCAGCUAAAGCUCUCUCUCCUGACUCCAGCCCAGCAUCAGCUCGGUCCUCUACUCAGACACCAACCCCUGUUCAAGCCCCGGUCAAUGGCCGCACAUCAGGCAGGAAGAGAACUCCUAAAGCGUGUGACUGCUGUGGCCCUAACAGUACAGGACACAAUGUCAGAAUACCAGGAAGAGGGAGGGCAAGAGGGAGGGGGAGAGCACGGGGAAGGGGUGCUGGUAGUAAUGGCUUUGACACCCCAAAAAGAGACUUGGGCAGCCAGCUGACGCAAAUCAACAGUUUUGAUUUGUCUGAGGAGAAAGUGGUGGAAGCAGAGGAUGAAGAUGAGGAGGUGCAGACGACUCCACAAGUGUCUAAGAGUCAGGCACAGAUGCCUGUUGACCUCCCUGUCAUGGUCUCCCUGCAGGAUGGACCAAUCAAGAACUUUUCUUCUUCAGAAAAAGAGGAUGUGCAGGAAAAGGAGGAAUUUUCAAUAGAAGAGACACAGGUUACUGGUGCUAGAGGGAAAGAUAGUGGCGAUAGUAAGGAUGUAGAGAUGAGAUUUACGGAAAUUUCAACAAGGGGAGCACUAGCAGGUAGAAGUAGAGGAAGAGGGAGAGGAGGAAGAAAAUAUGUGGGGGUUACAUCUGCAUCUAAAAAGGAGGUAGAUGAAGGAAUAAAAAGGGGAGUUUUAGGUGGGGUUGACUUCCGUUUUAAAUCAUUUAUCAUACCUCGAUCAAUGCUAACACAGAGGCAGGCGAUGCUGACAGAUGUACAGAAAGAUCUUGACCCCAUAAAAGUUAAAUCACCGUUUGGAAAUGGAGACACAGUGGACCUCUCUGACACAGACUCUGAAGAGGAGGCAAAGAUGGGCAGCAUUGCUGUUAAUGAGAUGGGAAAUGGACUGCUGCCUGGCUCGCAGCAACCAGAGCCACCACUGGACCUGGACUCUGACAUGCAGGUGGACCUGACCCCUGACAAAACAAACUCAGGAUCUGAAUCAGUAACACUUUCCAAUGGAGACAUCUUCAUGCAGACAAAUGAUGACUACGGUUGCACACUAAUGGAGGUGGAGACUUCUCCCCAUCCAGUGAAGGUUGCUCCUGUUUACCUCGGCCCCAUUACAGUAACCAGCAAGCAGCACUGCUGCGCUUUAAGAGACCACUGGCUGUACUGCCAGACUGGAACCUGGGAGAAAGAGGCCUUGGCGGAAGAACUGGGACCAGAAGCAGAUGAGAAGAUAAGGGAUGAAGAAAACCAGGAGAAACUGACUGAUAUUAUCCAUGAGUUUCUUGAGAGCUUCUACAUUAAGUACGGUGGAUUCAUCCCGCUCACUGAGAUGGAUGUGCUGGAAUAUCUGAAAGAGAAAGGAAACUCUGACCUCAGCGACAGGGGAGUGGAUGUCAAAGCACAGAUGAGUCGGUACAGGGCGGCGCUGGCCUCUGCUCCUGUCGCUGGAUUUAUGGUGACCUAUAACAAACACACGUUGAGCCUGGAGGAUCUCGGCACGCUGGAGGAACAGAACUGGCUUAAUGACCAGAUUAUCAACAUGUAUGGAGAGCUCAUCAUGGAGGCCACACAACACAAGGUUCAUUUCUUCAACAGUUUUUUCCAUAAGCAGCUCGUUGCCAAGGGUUAUGAUGGCGUGAAGAGAUGGACUAAGAAAGUUGACCUGUUCUCCAAGACGCUGUUGUUAAUUCCCAUCCAUUUAGAAAUCCACUGGUCCCUUGUCACAGUAACCAUGGCAACCAAAACCAUCAGUUACUACGACAGCCAAGGCAUCGUUUUCAGGCACACCACAGAUAACAUCUUGAAGUAUAUUCUGUCUGAAGCAAAAGAGAAGAAACAAGCAGGUUUCCAGAAGGGCUGGAAGAUUACCAUCAUCAAGGGGAUUCCUCAGCAGAAAAAUGACAGUGACUGUGGCGUUUUUGUCCUUGAGUACUGCCGCUGUCUCUCCAUGAAGCAGCCUCUGAAGUUCAGUCAGGAGGACAUGCCUCAAAUACGCAAGAGAAUCUACAAGGAGCUGUGCAACUGUCACCUCAAUGACUGAAGGACUGAAUGAUGGUCAUCUUCUCUCACUGACUGAGACGUCCGUUCAAGUCUGUCAGGAGUCCUGUUAUAAUGUCAGCCUCUUACAUAAGCUAACCCACCCUGGCCAUCUGAAAGCCACGGAGCCCUGACUACGUGUUAAGGGGCAGGUCACUCCGAUUUUUUGUGACUUUUGGAGGUUAAUAACAGCCUUUAGCAAAGCAGAUUCUAACUUGCAAAGGACUACUGAUGUCGGCCCCUACUGACCUACAAAAGUGCUGGACCCAGUAUGCUAUAGGUUGUUUUUACAUUUGCAAACCCGCGGUGUAUUUCAGCCACCUGUAAGGACUCAAGUGAUUUCAGACUUUGAAGGCAAAGGCUUGAUCUGCCUGGACCACUGGGACAGAGCUUCCAUCUCAACUGGAGUGGCCUUACCUUGUGGACGGACAUUUUACCCCUUGAUGACAUUUUUAUGUUUGUUUUAUGCUGGGCUCUGCAGCGGUGUCAUGCUAACUGUUAUUUGCUUGUUUUUCUAACGUGUUAAUAAAGGUAGGACGCUCAAAUCAGCGGACCAGCUGUUCACGUAAAACUUGAAGGUUUCAUUUAGUCUCUUGGACUACAGAUACUUGCACCGUGAGUGGCCGUUCUAUUGAAGAGAUAUCAACUGAAUGUACUGAUCCCGUAUUCUUCCUGGCUGCAUCAGAAAGUUGGACAUUUAGCACCAUACUGGCUAAUUAUACACUUUGACUGUGGCCUGAAACAGGGAUAUUAUUUAAAGGUUAGUUUUUUGUUCAAAGCGUGAGGUUUUUGACACCUUACUCAUGAUUUCUUACUUUAAUUCCACUUUUGUCACCUCAUUAUUUCCUGAUUUUUCUUUAUGGUUUUGCCGUGUCCCACCCAGGUUUUGCACAAGUGUUUUUCCAGCCGUUUGAUAAAAGUUCACAUUUGGAUCCAUCAGUUUGAGCUGGGACUCAUGCUGGUUGCAAAGCUUUUAACUGGCUACUGAUGUGAGGACCACUGUCUUGAUUAUAGCCAAGCAUUUUUUUGUUUUAAUAACUUUCUGCUGUCAGGCCUACUUCUUCAUAUGGAUGCAUUCACACAGGUGCAGAGAAUCAUUGUUACAGAGUGACCUCCUCUAACAGUGAAACAAGUGGACCUCAGCUAUUUCGAUUAAUUCCUCUGUUCAACCUGAAUUUUCUUGUUUUAUUCACGAAUCACACACACACAUAUAUAUAUAUAUAUAUAUAUAUAUAUAUUUGCAGACUGUAUUGUAAUUUUACUGGCCUACUACUGUACACAGUUGCUUUGGCUGAAAACCACAGAGGUUUCUGGACUGUUUUUAUUGUUCUUAUUAAAGGCCAAUAAUGCUGGAAAAUACUGAUACUGUUUUUCACCUCAGGGCCACUGAAUGAGAAUGCACCAUGGAGACAAACACGAUCAGAAAAAUGCUGGCAAUACCCUUGGAAUGAUAACCCGUGUACACAACUGUGUCCCAAUUCAGGAACUGCAUCCUUAGGAGGGUGUAUUUGAAGACUGGUUACAUUGCAGUAGCGUGUAGAAGGCUGAUUUUGAAGAUUCCCAAAUGUGGCCCACAAAUAUGUCCUCCUUUCAGAAUCAGCUUUAUCGGCCAAGUAUGAUCACAGCAAGGAAUUUGACUCAUUUGCUUUAGUUUCAGUGUACAGGAAUUAAACAUUAAAUAUAACAAAAGUCUAAGAUAUUAAGAUUUAAAUAUGUACAAGCUCUUGUAGGUAUUUUUCUAGAAUACAAGUCUGUGCAUUGAUAAUAUGUUUGCAAGAUUUGCAAAAGGUGCAAGGAUGCUGACUAGACAUGACUAUCAGAAGUAUACAGUGAUGUGGGUGAUAAGAUAAUUAAAGAUAGCUGGUUAGUGUAAAUUUGCAUAUGUGGUGAAGCAUUUUACCACAGAGGGCCUUCUUACAAUGUUUACAGUGAAUAUAUUUAUAACUUACAGCAUAUGAGUUUCGUAAAUAGAUUAAAUUAGUAAUUUGUACACUAAAUAGAUUAAUUAGUGCAAAUGUGCAUAUGAGGUGAGCCAUUUUACCACAAUAAGCUUUUCUUGAGAUUCAGUAAAGCAGUAAAAAGACAUUGCAGGAUGUUUAACAUUUAGUAGGGGCAAGGUGAUUAUUAGAUAUAAGGUUCAUUUACUGACAGUCUGAUUGUUCAGAGUGACCUAUCUAAACAUAUUCUACAGAUAUUCAAUAUGCUUAAAAAUUAGAUCAAGAUUGUGGUGUUUGGUUUUUUAAACUGUGUGGCAGAUAUGAUUUAAACCCUAUUUUAUACAUUUUUCUUAUUAGUCUUAUAUUUCAAAGUCUUGAUGAUUGAUUACUUGAUGAUUAAGGUCAUUUAAGGGAUUUUU
Molecule: messenger RNA, 5193 nt
Organism: Cheilinus undulatus (humphead wrasse)
Lineage: Eukaryota; Metazoa; Chordata; Actinopteri; Labriformes; Labridae
Exons: 10
Coding region: 577-2841 (754 amino acids)
Biological process (GO): protein desumoylation
Cellular component (GO): nucleus
Molecular function (GO): deSUMOylase activity
Source: RefSeq, a predicted model, not a curated record